AUGCCUGCUGUCAUGCCCUUACUCCCGCUUGGUACCAGCCUAUCACUCGGCAACAAGCACUACAACCCCCAGUACAGCCUAGAUAAUCUCAUACAAGACAUCAAGAUUUACCUAGGUGAGAGCGGCGGUAUUUCCUCCGCAGACGUGGACAACGAAUACCUGAUCUCGUUGGCACAAAAGUAUAUUUCUGAUCCAAACGACUGGGCCCGCUUUUACUACAACGACACCAGCAAGAAUUACACCCGAAAUGCUAUUGAAAACAUCAACCAAAAAGCAAAUAUCCUAGAUCCUAUCAAAGCUAGAGCCCAAGAAUUAGAGAUUAACACAUCCCAGCUCCUCCUUGUAUGGAACCCCGGGAAAGGCUCCCCUGUCCACGACCACGCCAAUGCACACUGCAUCAUGAAGGUCUUAGCUGGCACACUACAGGAGACCAUCUACAAUGUCCCUGAUCAGGACUCGGAUCUUCAUGGUCCCCUGGAAAUCAAGUCUGAUACAAGGCAUACCAUGAAUGACGUUGCUUAUAUCUCGGAUGAUAUCGGGCUACAUCGCGUUCAUAAUCCGAGCAGUGACCAUGUUGCUGUCUCUCUUCACUUAUAUACCCCGCCCAAUGCUGCCGAUUACGGAUAUAAUAUCUACAACGAAGAGACAGGCAAAGCGAGCUUUGUAAAUCAGGCUCAAGCCGUUCCUCAUAAAGAUUGA
Molecule: messenger RNA, 699 nt
Organism: Penicillium vulpinum
Lineage: Eukaryota; Fungi; Ascomycota; Eurotiomycetes; Eurotiales; Aspergillaceae
Product: Cysteine dioxygenase type I
Exons: 3
Coding region: 1-699 (232 amino acids)
Biological process (GO): L-cysteine catabolic process
Molecular function (GO): ferrous iron binding; cysteine dioxygenase activity
Source: RefSeq, a predicted model, not a curated record